AGAUAGAUAGAUAGAUAGAUAGAUAGAUAUCCACAUGCCGCUCCUUAAAUUUUACUCCAGAAUCUGCAGGAAUUUCCCAACCUGCAGUUGGCAACCCAAAGGUGUCACUUUGCUUAGAGUAGCAGAAUACCCUCCCACGGAGGCAGACUUUGCAAAACGGCAAGCAAAACCCUUCCUUGGAUCCCGGAUCCCCAACCCCUCCCCAAUGCCAACUGCCAAUCAAGGCCAGCACAAUCCCGACUCUCAGCCUCCCCACCCCCCACCCCUUGCAGAUGGACAGGCGCAAUUUGACAGGUGGGUGGGAAAUGUCCAUUUGGCUUGCCCCAUUGGGCCAGAUUCAGCCGGACGCUGGAAACAACCAGGCGGAUCGGGGCGGCCAGAGGAGGCUGUGCCGGCUCGGGAGAAAGAGGAGGAGCCGCGUCCUUCUGCUUUCGGUCAACGCCGCUCUCCGGAGCCGCCGCCUCUUGCGCGCUCCCACCGGCCAGGCAGGCGCGCAACGGCAAAAAGUUUCUAUCAUGGCCAGUUCUUCCUGUUUGGAUGAAGCGCAGCUGAGAAACCUGAAGACCCAGUAUGAGGCCCAGAACGCCAGCAACGCUGCCUCCCAAAUCCAGGCGCUGGUGGAUUGCAUUAACGCCCUCAAGAUUAAGGUUGGCAUCCUGGGGGCACGCGGAGGAGGGGUGAGCACGCUGGUUCAGGCUCUGCUGGACAAACCUCAUCAAGUGACUGACCCAUGGGCGUACCUCCGGGAGGCUCCAGAGCCAACCAAACAGCUGAUAGGCCACGUUCACCCCACCUACCCCAACCUCACCCUGUGUGACCUCCCUGGCUUUGAGCUAUCCGAGAAACUGGCUGCCUAUCUGAAACGCUUGGGCGACCUCAGCAAGUACCAUUGCUUCGUGGUGGUGGUGACCGGAAGCUUGGCAGAUACCCACCUGGAAGUCCUCAAGACGCUCAAGCAGAAAGGGAAGACGUUCCUCCUGGUGCGCACCAAAGUGGACUUGGACGUGCACACGGCCGAGAGGCGGCUCCGCUUCAAAUUCAACCUCGCCGAGCAGCUGAGGGUGAUCCGGAAAGAGCUGACGGAGACAUUGGCCAAGAACGGGAUGGACACCACGAGGGUGUUCCUGGUGUCAGGGCUGGAGACGGAGAAAUACGAGUUCACCCGCUUUGAGGAUAGCUUGGAAGGGGAGGUGCUCAGCUUGAAGAGAAGCCAUGAUGGGGACCUGGAAGAUUUGAAAGCAGUGAGCCAGAAGAAGACAGAGCAGCUGUAUAACAUCUGCCAGGGUGGCAGCUUGGCCGAAGUCCCGGGCGUGAUCUACUCCACCUUGAGAGAGUCCUCGCAGGUUCGUCUAGACGUGGCUGUGAUAGGAGAAGUCGGCUGUGGGAAGUCCUCGUUGGUCAAUGCCCUGAGAGGGGUGGGUGCUAGAGAGCCAGAUGCUGCCCCCACCGGGGUGACCGGGACAACAGACAAAGCCAAAGCUUAUCCGCUUCCGUUGGUCCCCCUCCUGUACCUCUGGGAUCUGCCAGGGGUUGGAGUGACAGAGGAGGAUGUGAGUCACCUGGACCUCAGUCGCUACGACUUCUUUCUCCUGGUGGCCUCUGAGCGCUAUAAGCAUGCCCACAGUUGCUUGGCCAGGGCUAUCACCGCAGCUGGAAAGAAAGCUUUCUUCGUCAGAAGCAAGAUAGAUGUCGACAUGGGGACCCAACCUGAGAGCCAGUUGAUCUCUAAAGAAGAGCUGCAAGAAAAGAUUCGGAAGAAGUGCUUGGAGGACUUGAAGAAGGAUGGUGUCCUCUCCCCACAGGUCUUCCUGGUCUCCAGUGUCAUGCAUGGAGCCUACGAUCUCCCCCGCCUCCAGGAAGUCCUUGUAGGUAUUGCUCCUUACCUGAAGAAGAAAGCUCUGAGGAGAGCCAUCCCAACAGUCCUGUCCCGACUGGUAAGACGCAAGUCCAAAGUACUGAUGAAGGACGUGUGGAUCAAAGCCCUGCAGAUGUGUCUCUACUGCGUGGAGAAGCCAAACGGGGACAUGGUCGAGAACCUGAAGGCCACCAUUGCCAGCUUCUGCAUAGUCCUUGGCCUUGACAAAAAGUCCUUAAAGCACACUGCGCAGAUCACCGGCAAAGCGCACACAUUGCUUCAGGAACAGAUCCGAAGCCGUUUUGCUAAGCCGCUGAACUCCAAAGACAUGCUAAUCCUUAUCACCAAGCCGGUCUCGCUGACCAGGUGGGCAUGGAGCUACGUGCCAUACUUGGGCCGGGGGACCAAUCUCGAAGCGGAGAUCUCCUUCGAGUCCACUUACCAAAUGCUGAAGCAAGUUGUGGUGGAAUUAUCGGAGGAUGCCGAGCGAGUGCUUUGGGUAGCACUUGUAGAAGAAUAGAACUGGGCAAGAACUUUUUUGGGGGUGGGGAGUAACAGCAAAACAUCCCCUUCCCCUCUGCCUGAAUGAUAGCUGUUAUUUGGAAACUAGAGUGGAACCGUUCCACCAUGCCUGGACAAAAUUAGGUGGGACAAGAUCAGUGGUUCUGCAAACAUUGCUGUACAAUGGAUUGGGUCACAGAGAUACCAUCCACUUGUUUUCCUCUGGCAAAAGGAGUCAUCCCAAAGCAAGAGGCUUGGGAAGGGUGUCUUCCAUCAGGGGAAAUUUAGUUCUGCCAGAGGAAAGCACCUCAACUCAUGAAAUAGAUCCAGGAGAUCCAACACAUUAAUACAUUGGU
This is a messenger RNA of Sphaerodactylus townsendi, 2712 nucleotides long. RefSeq names its product interferon-inducible GTPase 5-like. The transcript has 3 exons. NCBI's taxonomy places the organism in Eukaryota, Metazoa, Chordata, Lepidosauria, Squamata, Sphaerodactylidae. Gene Ontology annotation, cellular component: membrane. The coding region runs from base 273 to 2375 and encodes 700 amino acids. Gene Ontology annotation, molecular function: GTP binding. The record is from RefSeq and is a predicted model, not a curated record.